Messenger RNA from Notodromas monacha, 822 nucleotides. The record is from the annotation of a GenBank genome assembly. NCBI's taxonomy places the organism in Eukaryota, Metazoa, Arthropoda, Ostracoda, Podocopida, Cyprididae.
AUGGAAAAAAAGCUGGCUGCCACCAUACAAGCAUUAACUGGAACAUUAACCACUACCAUCAAUCACAGGAAAAGUGAAAUUGGAUUUUUGGGUGAACAGGGGAACGAUGACUCGAUGCGAAUCUGUUACCGGGUGAAUGGUCAGCCUAUGACUUGUGCUGCCAACACCAUGUGCUUCACAGCCUACGAGGAUUUCCGCAGAGCUGGCAAUGUGGUGGCCAAGGGAUGUAUGACCUACUUGUCGCCCGGGUGCGUGAAUUGCCCACAGAGUCUCAUGAAGCACUUCCCCACUGGCAACAAUGGGCCCGAGAAGCUGCCCAAGCUCUGCUGUUAUUGCGACUUUGACGGCUGCAACGCCGAGGGCAUCAAGUUCAGCAGCUCAAUAGCUGCUGGAUUAUGGGCAUCAUCGUAUCCAACAAAAGUCUUGGCAAAGGGCUGCAUGAAGCAUGAGUUUUUUGGCUGUGAAGGCUGCCCUCUAUCUCUGACAAACAAGUUUCCAUACAGCACUUUUCCCAAGGAUUGUUGCUUUUGUGACUGGGAUUUGUGCAAUGAUGGCAGACUCAGUGGAAGGCCUGGUCCUCCUCCUGCAAUGGAUCCUGAUCUUCAAUCUUUACCUCAGGAACUGGAAGGAUUCGCAAUUGCAAGAAUGGUGGGCUAUGCAGGAAUGACCCUGGGUUUCCUGGGUUAUUUGGCAGUUUCAGCCUUUUACAAAUGUCUGGCGUGUGCUGACGAAUGUCUGAAACCUUGUCCAGGGGAAAUUACUCUGGGAGACAAGGAUGACCAGAAAGCUGAAGACUACGAAGGAGAAUACGAGGAUGCAUGA